Molecule: messenger RNA, 390 nt
Organism: Olea europaea var. sylvestris
Lineage: Eukaryota; Viridiplantae; Streptophyta; Magnoliopsida; Lamiales; Oleaceae
Exons: 2
Coding region: 1-390 (129 amino acids)
Molecular function (GO): zinc ion binding
Source: RefSeq, a predicted model, not a curated record
AUGGACAACGAGUUGCGGACAACAUUUGAAGCAGGUACAAGGCUUCGAGCUCAUGGCUUGAUAGAACAGUUAACACAGGUUGGAAUGUCCAACGACACGGACAUCAUCGACUUCUCUCAUAACAGCUGCACUUGUCGUGAGUUUCAAAUUAAUUGUAUGCCAUGUGUUCAUGCCACUCGAGCUGCCUGCUUGCGAGGUAUAUCAUUGUACGACUUAUGCUCACCGUAUUACACAUCGAAAUACUGGAGAGGUGCCUAUAGCGAAGCUAUAUAUCCCGUUAUGUGUGAAGUGGACUGGAUAGUGCCAAAUGAAAUUACAGGUACUCCUAUUAGGCCACCCAAUUUAGAAGAUAUUGUAAUUGAUAUCCCUUCAGAACAUCUCGACAGUUAA